Theileria annulata is the source of this 3477-nucleotide messenger RNA. RefSeq lists its product as uncharacterized. The transcript is spliced from 3 exons. Gene Ontology annotation, biological process: regulation of DNA-templated transcription. Gene Ontology annotation, molecular function: DNA-binding transcription factor activity. Lineage: Eukaryota; Apicomplexa; Aconoidasida; Piroplasmida; Theileriidae. The record is from RefSeq and is a predicted model, not a curated record. Bases 1 to 3477 code for a protein of 1158 amino acids.
AUGACAAUUGAAAUUGCUGCACCUAAAUUAACUACUAAUACUAUUAAUACUAUGGAUAUUAAGGAUAUUAAUACAGUAAUGGAUAUUAGUGAAGAAAAUCUGAAUGAAAUUGCUGCUGUAACUAAUUUUGGGGAGUCGGAUACUUUUAGUAAUACUAAUGGUAAUAUGGUUAAUAAGGAUAUUAUGGAUACUAAUAAUACUAAGGAUAUUAAUACUAAGGAGUCAGGUACUACUAACAGUACUGAGGGUACUAGUACUAAGGGUACUACUAAUACCAGUACUGGAAAUGGUACUGCUGGACCAGUCACCGUAACGGAGAAACUAGUAUCAGAAGUAUAUAUAUAUUUAUUACAAAUGAAAUUAUUGAAUACAUUAGAUUUAAUACGUUCAGUAUGUAGACCAUGGGGUGUACCACCAAAUGGUAAUGAUUAUGUAUAUCAUUUUGAUAAUAUAUCAAAAACUAAUUCAUUAAUUAUAUUACAACAUUAUGAAGAUAUUUUUCAUCCAAUUUAUAAAAAAUUUAAUUCUCCCGUUACGGUGACUGGUACUACAGAAAGUACUACUGAAGAAAAUUCCACCAAUAAAACUGCUGCUAAUAGUAAUGGAGUUACUACUAAAAGUGUAACUACUAUGGGAAAGGGAGCUAAUUCUAUGGGUACCAAGUGUACUAGUACUAAUGGUACUUUGGCUACUGAUGGCCGUGGACCUCACACCGUAACGGAGAAUCCAAAAUUAUUAUGGACAAGAAUAGAAGAUGUAGAUUAUUUUAAAAUAAUAUAUAAAUUAGAAUGUAUACGUUAUAAUCAUCCAUUUAAUUCAUUAACAUAUGAAAAUAUAUUAAGAUAUACUAUAAAUAAGUUAUCCGUUACCUCCGAUACGGUGCUUGGUCAAGCGGGUACAGGUACUAAGGUUAAUAGUAUAGGUACUAAGGUUAAUAGUAAUAGUAGUAAGGAUAUUGGAGCUGUUGGAGCAAGCACCGUAACGAAGAAUAUAAAUAUAUUGGAUAGUUUAAUUAAUAUGAAUGAAAAUAUAAAGGAACAAAUUUGUAGUUUUUGUGGUAAUAUUUUUCUAACAAAAUGUCAAUAUUGUAUUUAUUCAUUAUCACCAAUUAAUCAUAUUAUUAAUUCCGUUACGGUGACUGGUACUACGGAAAGUAAUGGACCUGAAGAUAGUAGUGAAGAAAAUUCUACUACCAAAAUUGCUGCUGUAACUACUCCUGGAAAGGGAGCUAAUUCUAUGGGUAUGGAGUGUACUAGUGAGGAAAAUUUGAAUGAAAUUGCUGUUGUAACUAAUUCUAGGGAGUCAAGUAAUAAUAGUGUGGAUGUUAAGGGUAUUAAGAAUACUGAGGAUACUAAUUUUAAGGAAACCCCUUUCGGGGAUAAGGAAGACCCUUUUGAGGAUGCCGUUGGAGCAAGCACCGUAACGGAGGAUGAAUAUCCAUAUAUAAAUAAGAAUAAUAAUUAUUAUAUAUUAACAAAUGGAAUAGAUAAUAAUGAUUUAAAUGAUGAAUUAAAUUUAUAUAAAGAUGAUAUUAGUAAUUCUUUUCAAAUUUCUCCCGUAACGGUGACUGGUCCAACGGGAAAGGGAGCUAAUUCUACAGCCACCGAGUGUACUAGUGCUAAUACUAAUACUACUACCUUAACUACUACCAAUACUACUAAUACCUUAACUACUAAUACCCUUAAUGCUAAUACUACUACUGUAGUACCUACUACUGUUACUGAUGAAGAUACUACUACUGAUACUACUUAUAAUACAAGUGAUACUAGUAAUAAUACUAGUACAGAUGGUACAGGUACAACUAUUAUUGGUACAAAUACUAGUGGUACAGAGGAAAAUUCUCUUGGUGGACCUGACACCGUAACGGAAGACACUGUAACGGACACUGUAACGGAGAAUUAUAUAUUAGAUGAGAAUAUAUUUUCAAUAAUAAGUGAUGAAGAAGUUGAUACAGAUGAAAUUGAUGAACGUUAUUUUGGUAAAAAUCAAGAUAUUGAAAAAAUUAUACUUUCUGUAUUAAAUCGUCGAAUUAAUAAUACAAGAAAAUAUGGAUAUCAAAAAGAAGAUGAAGUAAAUAAUUGUUUAUUAUCAUUAUAUAAAACAGUACAACCAAAUCAUACACGUCGUACAAGACCACGUCAAUCAUCAUUGAUAUUGACCAAAUUCAAUCCAUAUGAAUUUAAUAAAUUAACACCAUAUGAUUUCAAUAAAAUCAGUACACAUGAUUUCACUAAAUUAUCCAAUUAUUAUCAUGUAGAUAUCAAUACGGUGCUUGCUCCAACAAGUACUAAUUAUGGAAUAGGAUUACCAGGUGUUACAACAUUAAGUAAUAGAAUUAAUGGAAUAGAUAGAAUUGGAAUAGAUAAUAGAUUGAAUGGAGGAUUAGAUAGAUUUGGAUUUGAUAGAUUUACCAAUACUACUAAUGGAGUAGGAGUUAGUACUGUUGGUGGUGGUGGAGUGGCAGGCCGUGGACCAGACACCGUAACGGAAGAUAUCUAUAGAAAUAAUGAAAAAUAUUCUUAUAUGGAAAAUAAAUAUUCAUAUAUGGAAAAUAAAUAUUCAUUUAUGGAAAAUUAUUUAGAAUAUGAUAAAGCAAAGUAUGGGAAAUAUGACAAGUAUGGUAAGUAUAGUGAUAAGUAUGGAAAGUAUAGUGAUAAAUAUAGUAAAUAUGGGAGAUAUGGUAAAUAUGGUAAUACUAAAGGUAGUCCUUUUGGGGUUAGUAGUAAUACUAAUGGUAAUAGUGGUAUUGGUAGUAGUGGUAUUGGUAGCCGUGGUACUGACACCGUAACGGGAAAAAAAAGAAGAUAUAAUAAAGAUAUAGAAUAUACAUUAAUAAGAAAUAGAAAAAGAAGAAGAUUAGAGAAUUAUAAUAUAAAUGUGGAAAAAGAUGUGAAGAUAAGUAGUCAUGUAGUAUCAGCAAGUGUAAGUUAUGAUAAAAGACAACAACGUUUUAUGGCACAAUGGAAAACCAAAGAAGGUACAAAACAUUCCAAAUCAUUUUAUGCUAAACGUUAUGCUACACCAAUUAUGGCUAGAAAACAUGCUGAAUUAUAUAAAAUGUAUAUAUUACAACAUAAAGUUUCCAAUUCCAAUGAACUCAUUGAACCUACUUUUGAACAAUUAUCUGCUAAUAAUUUUAAAGAUUUAGAUAAUAUUAAUGAUAAUAAUACUAAUAAGGAUACUAAUAAUACUACUAAGGGAAAGGGAGCUAAUACUAAGGAAACCCCUUUAGGGGCUGAUGGUACCAUUGGAGCAAGCACCGUAACUGAGGGAAAGGGAGCUAAUUCUAUGGUUACAGAGUGUACUAGUGAGAAAAUUCCUAAUGAAAUUGCUGUUGUAACUAAAACUGGGGAGUCGAGUACUUUUACUAAGGAUACUACGAGUAGUGAUACUAAUACUAUUAAUAAUAUUAAGGAAGACCCUUUUGAGGAUGCUGUGGGACCUCACACCGUAACGGUAAAAUUGUGUGUUUUUUAA